CCUCCCGCCUAGACUCAGGAGCGCGCUUUACCGGACCCUCCCUGCUGUAUCGAUGAAGUUGUGCCUCAAAGAUGGCGGACUUCCUGCCGUCUCGAUCCUUUUUAUCUAUAUGUUUCCCAAAGUGUCUCCUCAACAGCAGCGAAGCAGAACAGAUGAGAAGGUCUAAGGAGAUCGACAAGUCUAUUUCGAGGGAGAAACCUUUUGUAAAGCGCCUCGUGAAGAUCUUACUGCUCGGAGCAGGGGAGAGCGGCAAAUCCACUUUCCUCAAACAGAUGCGCAUCAUACACGGCCAGGACUUCGAUCAACGGGCCAAAGAAGAGUUCCGGGCUACGAUCUACAGCAAUGUAAUCAAAGGUGUUCGCGUUCUGGUGGACGCCCGAGGCAAGCUGCACAUCCCGUGGGGGGACGGGAGUAACCAGGCGCACGGGGACGCCAUGCUGGGGCUGGACACGCGCUCGGCCCUGCUGCCCUGCGGCAUGGUGGAGAGCAAGCUCUUCCAGCAGUGCCUGCCCUCCCUCCGCGCCCUGUGGGCCGACAGCGGCAUCCAGCAGGCCUACGACCGCCGCCGCGAGUUCCAGCUGGGGGAGUCGGUGAAAUACUUCCUGGACCAUUUGGACAAGCUUGGGGAGCCCGAUUACCUUCCAUCGCAGCAGGAUAUCCUGUUGGCCAGGAAGCCCACUAAAGGCAUCCAUGAGUACGAUUUCCAGAUCAAGAACGUUCCCUUCAAGAUGGUGGACGUGGGCGGGCAGCGGUCGGAACGCCGCCGCUGGUUCGAGUGCUUCGACAGCGUCACCUCCAUCCUGUUCCUCGUGUCGUCCAGCGAGUACGACCAGGUGCUGAUGGAGGACCGGCUGACCAACCGGCUCAAGGAGUCGCUCGACAUCUUCGAGACCAUCGUCAACAACCGCGUCUUCAGCAACGUGUCCAUCAUCCUCUUCCUCAACAAGACGGACUUGCUGGAGGAGAAGGUCCAGACGGUGGACAUUAGGGACUACUUCCCCGAGUACCAGGGCCAGCCGCACUGCCUGGCGGACGUGCAGAAGUUCCUGGUGGAGUGUUUCCGGGGGAAGCGACGCGACCAGCAGCAGAAGCCGCUCUACCACCACUUCACCACCGCCAUCAACACGGAGAACAUUCGGCUGGUGUUCCGCGACGUCAAGGACACCAUCCUGCACGACAACCUCAAACAGCUCAUGUUGCAGUGACGUUGCCGUGACGUUGCUGUGAUAGUUGCAAGAGAAAAAGAAGAAAAGAAAGUGUCGUUGUUAAGGGUCGUUGCUCCCCCACCCCCCCAUUCUACUUUCGAAGGACCUCAUCUCAAUCCUCCCCUUUUACGAUUCGUUUUUUAACUCCAUGUAAAAAAAAAAAAAAAAAAAAAAAAAACGACCUUUUAAAUGUUUGUGAAUUGAGCGGGGAGGUGUGGAUGGGUCAUAGGACUGGGUUUGGGGGUUUUGUCGUUGGAUAAGGUCACUCAGACCCUUGAUCUGUCACAGAUAGGGGUGCCGUUUGUUUUUCAACAAAAAACAUUUUUUAAAAUUGCUUUCUCCCUCCUGCACUGGAAUGCUGACCUGUAGAUGGCGCCAGUGUGUGGAGUAACUAACCCGUGGUAAAGGUUGAAACAAGUGGGUCGCUUUAGGGGCGUGGUCAGAGUGUAGGGACCAAUCAGAGCACUGUUCUAAUCCCUGUGUUUCUGAGCUUUUAACAUUCUGGGAAUUGGCUGCAGCAAUACCUUUAUACCUCUUAAACAGGAACCAGGAAUCUAUGCCAAUAUCUGGCUGCAGUGAGCGGAGACACCGUCUACCGGAGUGGAUGUGUAUUUCCUUCAGCUGUAGUCUUCCAAUAAGCUGCGGGUUUUUUUCGUUUUUAAAAAAAAAAUUUUAAUUGCUUUUCAUGUUGAUUUCAUUUCUAGAGUUUGCUAAAGUUCUGUUUCAUUGGAUCAUUACUGUUCUGUUUCCAACUGCUAAUGUGCAUGUGACAGGAAAUGACAAAAUGCUCUCGCACGUAAACAGAUGUGUGCGCGCACACACAGACACACAUACACGCACAUUGACACAUACACGCACACAUGCACACACACAUUGACACACAAUUAACAUUGAUGCACACACACACACACACAUGCACACACACACUCAAUUGAUAAAUGAAACUUGUGAUGUGGGUUUUUGGCCGUGAGCACCAGCAGACGCAGUACGUACGCUUUAAUCUCAGGGCUGAGUUUAGACCACUUCUUGUGUUUGAGGCGGGGAAAAGAGUGACUUUCUUUCCUUAAAUCCCUGAAAGAGGCUGACAUCUGUGAGCAGGCUUUCGGUCUGUGCUGGGGCGUGGACUGCUGACUGAGCGCUUUCUCUGUCUUACGCUUCCUGUGGUUUGUGCUGGUGGAGAGGUGUCCGUUUCUGGCCAGACGGGAAUUUUCAGUUUUUCCUGGAGGCUCUGCGGACCCCGUUGGGAACGCGUGGGCUUCCAGGGUCUGUUUCCGGCUGCUGUGGGCGUGGCUACAGAAGGGGGGGGGGGGGGGGCGGUUUGUUUUGAAUUUCACCCGCCACACAUUUGACCAGCGCAACCCCCAUCCUGUGCGGAGCACCGCCUUAAACUGACCAAUUGUGUGACAGACGUAGGCGUUUUUUAAAUUUUUUAUAAGUGAUUUGUGUACGAGACCAGAGAACAGUCAGCCCUUGUUAGUCUACUAACGCCUGUGCCAGUCUCCUAACGCCUGUACCCAUCCCCUAACGCCUGUGCCCGUCCCCUAACACCUGUGCCAGUCUCCUAACGCCUGUGCCCAUCCCCUAACGCAUGUGGCGGUGCACAGUUUAGGGUUUUCUGGGGUUUCGUUUUUUCCGUUUAGAGUGGAGAUGUGACUGAAGCCACAAAGUGGCCCCCCCAAAUCUCUGAACCACAUGCCUUUGGGGGAGCUGUCUGCCAGCUGGACCCUUGUUUAUAGUUUUUGAUUUAAGAUUGUUUUUAGUUCUGUAACACUGCGACGCGUAACGUUGCGCUCUGCCACAAAAUUAUUCUUUUUAAAUCGCUGGCGGUAACGUUGUCUUCAGUCGGAGUUGAUCUUCCUGAUUAAUCUCCUCUGUCAUGACAGUCCAGCAGACUGUCUGUGUGAUCAUUUGAGCGCCAAAGUUUAGGGCAAUGAUGCUGUAAUACAUGUAUAUACGGUUUCACCUGAAAGGAGUUUCAGUUUGAUCGCUCUCCUGUACCAGGCUGCAGAACCACUCUCAGGGCGUGGUCUCAUCCUCCUGCACCUAGAGGGCGCUAGAGUGUCCCUGUGGAGUCCGACCCCUCUCUGACCUCUGUCAUCAAUCUGACUGUUAAAGGAAAAAAAAACACUGACCCAAUUUGCCUUGUUAACUAUGCAACAAUACCUGCCCAUCCUUCUAGAAAAGUGACUCCAUUUUGAGAUGAUAAAUGUAAAUACUGUUGUUUUUUUUGUUUUUCGCUUUUUAAAAAAAAAUCCCAGCAAGUAAGCAAAAUGAUUGGCCAAAAAAUUGACAGUGCCUAUUCUCAAGCACCUGGUUUUACCCAAUUGUGGUCUUUUAGUUUUUUUAAUGUUUAGAUUUUAAACAAUUUUGCCUUAAUUAGGUGUUGUACAUGUCUUAUGGAACAGAAAAUGAGUUGGUUAUUCUCUUCUGGUUUUUAUUUUAGUUUAUUUUUUUGAAUUGAUCUUUAUUCUUCCACCUGAUUUAAUUACUGCUGUCUAAUGCAUGGAUUUGGGAUACAGGGCUAUGUAUCACCUCCUGAAGUCCCCAUCUCCCUGUCAGUGUGCUGGCUUCUGUAUGUGUCCCGUUGGAGGUGUGGGGACAGCGGCGGAGUUUGGGGGCUUUUGGGGGGGGGGAGGGGGGGGCAAUGUUUGCGAGCUGCAGCCAGGAUCUUUUUUCCCAGCUGACCUCGCUCUUGCAUUCUUUCUCUCCACCCGAAGGUUUACCCUUUCACCUGGACGGCUCCAAUGUCUCAUUUUCUCAAUAAUAAAAAAAAAAAUAACAUCUUUCCAAAUGA
Messenger RNA from Anguilla rostrata (American eel), 3999 nucleotides. Its product is annotated as guanine nucleotide-binding protein subunit alpha-13-like. Gene Ontology annotation, cellular component: heterotrimeric G-protein complex; brush border membrane. The transcript has 4 exons. Gene Ontology annotation, molecular function: G-protein beta/gamma-subunit complex binding; GTPase activity; D5 dopamine receptor binding. The record is from RefSeq and is a predicted model, not a curated record. Lineage: Eukaryota; Metazoa; Chordata; Actinopteri; Anguilliformes; Anguillidae. Gene Ontology annotation, biological process: Rho protein signal transduction; adenylate cyclase-activating G protein-coupled receptor signaling pathway. The coding region runs from base 72 to 1205 and encodes 377 amino acids.